Closterium sp. Naga37s-1 is the source of this 348-nucleotide messenger RNA. The record is from the annotation of a GenBank genome assembly. Lineage: Eukaryota; Viridiplantae; Streptophyta; Zygnematophyceae; Desmidiales; Closteriaceae.
AUGAGCUUCGCCGCCACGGCCGCGACCCUUCGACGGGAGCUGCAGCAGCAGCGCGCGAGGCAGCUUUACCGCCGAUCGCUCAAGAACACGCUCAGCUGGGCGAUCUUUCGCGACAUCUACUACGACGAGGCCGACAAGCUCCGCGCGCUGUUCGAGGCGAACCGACAUGAGAGCGAUGCGGAUCGGAUCGACCGUCUGCUGGCAGCGGGAGAGGCGAAGCUGAAGGAGAACCAGCACCCCGACCCGUACCUCGUGCCAUAUGUGUAUGGCGGAUCCAAGUAUGCUCGCAACCCUCCCUUCCCGCAAGAGAUUAGCAUUGUGCAUGGAUUCGGCAAGGAGGAGCAUUAG